CAGUCGUCAGAAUGUAUGCCAACCUCGAACAGCUCUGGGACGUCUUUGAAGGACGCAGUUGCGUCCGCCAUGAUGGUUAACGUCUAUUCAGAGUAAGUUAUGCUAUAAACUGAUGUGCCUGCCACCUGGGCAAUAUCGAGGAAGAUGUUGUUGAAGACGCGCCAUGUUUGUUCCUAAGGCUGCUGCCAAACAACGCCCGUGGCUGUGCGCUUGCAUCAUCACGCUGCUCGUACCAGCAGGGAACCACGCUGCACAAAAAUACGAUAUAGCUGUGGUUAAGACGUUGGAGGCAAUAUUUAUAUGGAAGAGCGGACCGAACAUUUCUGGUACCAUCAUCAUCUGUCAGGGGGCUGUGUGUGCACUUUUCCAAUCCGAGUCAUCGCUACGAUAUUAUUGUCACUCAACAAUUGCGCUACAAUACAGGCCCGAGUUUUCAAAGCCACAGACCAAAUAACUGGACAAGUGGUAGCUGUCAAGAAGUCCCGUGUCCCGCUGCGGUUCAAACGUACGGUUAUUCAACAUGAAGCCCGCGUCCUCCAAAUGUUGUGCGGUCAUCCAACCAUCCCAUUGGUGUGCGCCGUCGAGCGAUUCGAACAUUUCGAAUAUCUUUCGAUGGAGCUGUUGGGACCGAAUAUCCGUGCUAUCGUGGAGAAAGCCGAGGCAGUGCGAAAGAGGAUCGCUCCUCGACUGGCUGUACAAAUGCUUUCGGCAUUGAAGCACGUUCACUCUCAUGGUAUCAUCCAUGGUGACAUAAAGCUAGAUAACAUCCUACUCUGUCCUACAGAUCAUCACCGCAUUCGCUUGAUUAAUUUUGGCAUAACGCAUCAGUACCUCGGGCAACCUGCCCCUAUAAUCGGCCCCGGGAAGGAGCCCGACUGCGUUUUGGGAACUUUAUAGUACGCGAGUUUACACACGUACCGAGGCUUGGGGCAGCUUUGACCCGACGAGACAACUUUGAAUCGUUGGCUUACACUCUUUUCGAGAUCCUGCGGAGACGCCUGCCCUAGGAUAGACCAUACGUUUCCACGAGCUCGCAU
Molecule: messenger RNA, 1037 nt
Organism: Suillus paluster
Lineage: Eukaryota; Fungi; Basidiomycota; Agaricomycetes; Boletales; Suillaceae
Product: kinase-like domain-containing protein
Exons: 3
Coding region: 301-897 (198 amino acids)
Biological process (GO): protein phosphorylation
Molecular function (GO): protein kinase activity; ATP binding
Source: RefSeq, a predicted model, not a curated record